AUGGAGGAGCAGGAAUCUAAAAGUAUGGAAAUGAAGAGAGAGAUAGUUAAUAUUCUCAUAGAUGAGAAAUUGUUUCUACAGGAUCUUCUGCGAAUCCUGGAAAGACCCUACCCAACACCACACAACGAACAACAGACGAAGGAAGAAUAUAAAAAUGUGGACAGAAUUGAAAAAGAAUUGGAAUGUAGUCGAGAGGAACCAUAUGAAGAUGAAAAUAAUGGAAACGUGCAAGAUGAAGAUAUGAAAACAGACGAUGAAACCAGAGCAGCUGGAUGGGAAGAGAGUGACGCUCACAAAUCAAACAUACAGUUAAUGAAAGGUCGUAAAGAAGUACUGCAGGAACAAAUUAAAGGAGAAAUAAAACUUUGCAAACAAACAGAGCAAGAAUUAGAGAAUCAAGUCAAACUACAUAAAACACUGCGUGAAAAAUUAAGAAACGAAAAGAUGCAGCAAGAAAAUAGAGAACGAAAACUAUUGAACGGAAUCAAAGAACGAGAAUAUCUCCAAAAGAAGCUGAAGUGUGAAGAAAAAGCUUGUGAGUAUUUUAAGGCAAAAAUAAGGAAAGAAACAAACCAUCGGCAAAGACUGCAAGAAGAUAUGAAUAAGACGAUAUCCCGUACAAAAACUGCGCAGCAGAAAUUAAUUGACGAAAUCAAACUUACAGAAUAUUUGCAAACAAUGUUGAAUCGCAGAGCAAAACCACUUGAAGAGGAAGCCAUACCAGAGAGACAGGAAACGAAGGACAGCCAGAGAAACGCUAAGACAGAGGAAUGGAUUCUUCAAAGAACGUAA
Molecule: messenger RNA, 792 nt
Organism: Zootermopsis nevadensis
Lineage: Eukaryota; Metazoa; Arthropoda; Insecta; Blattodea; Termopsidae
Source: RefSeq, a predicted model, not a curated record